CGUCAAGAAACAGUCUGAGCGGGGGAAAGAGGAAAGUUAUUCAAGCGACGACAAUGACGGGCGAAGAGAAGGCACUCUGGCUCGACUGCGACCCGGGCCACGAUGAUGCCAUUGCGCUCCUGCUUGCCCUCUUUGGCCGCUCGUCGUUGGUCCACCCCACGCUUCUGGGCGUCUCGAGCGUGCACGGCAACAACACGGGCCACAACACGUUUGUCAAUGCGGCACGGAUGUUGGAUGCCUAUGGCGUCGAGCCCGGGCUACUUUGGAGGGGGGCAGAUGUGCCACUCAUGAGAGACGCCAAAAUUGAUGAGGGGAUCCAUGGAGACGACGGCUUGGGCGGAGUCACGGGCUUAGGCACACAGACGGACGAGGGUGUGCAACGGCAAAUGUAUGCGAACCUCGGGCCCGUCGCAGAGAAGGGACAGGUGGUGCCCGAGCCGGAUCCCUUGAGCUUGGUAAGCCACCUCGUUGAGCUGCUGAAGCGACGGAUAAGAGACGGCCAAGGACCUUUGACGAUUGUCGCCACUGGCCCCCUGACAAACGUGGCCCUGCUGCUGAAGCUCGCGCCGCCCGGCGUGGUCCAGCAAGGCGUCGAUCAGAUUGUCCUGAUGGGCGGCGCAGCAGGCGUGCCGGGCAAUCGCACGCCCCUAGCCGAGUGGAACAUUCUUGUCGACCCCGAGGCAGCCCGCAUCGUCUUUUCCUACCCCUUGCCCACCGUCAUGGCCGGCCUCAACAUCACGCACCAGGCCCUCUUCACUGACACGCUCCAUUCGCAGCUCGUCUCCCUCUACUCGUCGUCGGACUCGCUCAUCGACACGCUCGCGUCCAUCAUGGCCUUCUUUGCCGCCUCGUACGCAGACACGUUUGGCUUCGCGCAGGGCCCGCCCGUCCAUGACUUUCUCGCCGUCGCUUAUGUCCUGGAUCCAACCAUGUUCUAUGCCCACGCCAAGCCCCACCAGCAUACCAGCAGCAGCAGCAGCAGCAGUGUUGGUGGCGGCAGUGGUGAUGUUGCCCGGGUGAGCCCGAAGCGAUACCGCGUGCACAUAGAGACAAACGACGGAAAGGCGUGCGGCACCACCAUUGUCGACUUCUACGACCAGUGGGCACCCCCGACAGAAUCGAGUCCGGACCAGGUGGACAGCGAAGAAACGGCAGCGUCCUGGCGAGAGGGCGGAAGAAACGCCAUUGUGCUGGAGCACGUCGAUACGGAGCGCCUCUGGCCGCUCUUCUUUGAUGCGGUAAAGCGAGCUCAGGCACACGUACAGUCGCAGACCAACACGCAAUGACGGGCAAUCUGAAUACUUUGAAAAGAGAAGAAAUAGGUUGAGAUCCUAGGUAUGAAUGAAGAGAGGGAACAACUUUGUUAAAGGAAUGAAAUGAAUGAAUCGAG
Messenger RNA from Acaromyces ingoldii, 1390 nucleotides. RefSeq names its product nucleoside hydrolase. Gene Ontology annotation, biological process: purine nucleoside catabolic process. The coding region runs from base 54 to 1286 and encodes 410 amino acids. Gene Ontology annotation, cellular component: cytosol. Gene Ontology annotation, molecular function: purine nucleosidase activity. The transcript has 3 exons. NCBI's taxonomy places the organism in Eukaryota, Fungi, Basidiomycota, Exobasidiomycetes, Exobasidiales, Cryptobasidiaceae. The record is from RefSeq and is a predicted model, not a curated record.